Messenger RNA from Vigna radiata var. radiata (mung bean), 2006 nucleotides. Its product is annotated as transcription initiation factor TFIID subunit 12. Gene Ontology annotation, biological process: DNA-templated transcription initiation; RNA polymerase II preinitiation complex assembly. Gene Ontology annotation, cellular component: transcription factor TFIID complex; SLIK (SAGA-like) complex; SAGA complex. Lineage: Eukaryota; Viridiplantae; Streptophyta; Magnoliopsida; Fabales; Fabaceae. The transcript has 9 exons. The record is from RefSeq and is a predicted model, not a curated record. Gene Ontology annotation, molecular function: TBP-class protein binding; DNA binding; protein heterodimerization activity. The coding region runs from base 186 to 1700 and encodes 504 amino acids.
AAGGAAGGAACCAGCUUGGUAGAGAAAUUAACAAAGGCAGACCAAGAUCAUGCGUGAACAUUUUAUUUUUUUCUAAAACUUAAUAAGAGGCGAACACGCAUUCUGAUAUAAAUUUCAAGCAAUAUCACAGCACGCUCAGGCAGUGAUCCUCUGUUUCAAAUUUUCAUUUGCAUUCUCAAUUCUCAAUGGAUUCUCAAGCUCCGGCAACCGGCACCACCCCCCGGAGUGCGGCUGAACCCUCACAAUCUCAACCACCAAAGUCAUCUCCUCCUAUACUUCCAUCUUCCACAUCAUCAACUCCUCCAGUCUCCGCCCCAACACAGUCUUCCCCAAACCCUAACCCUAGCUCAAGCCCAAACCCAAGCCCAAUUCAAACCCCCAACCCCAAACCCCCCACUCCUACGCCUGCCCAACCUCGCCCCACGCAAUCCUUCAACCGCACUUUGCCGCCGUCGCAGCCUCAGUUCCCGCACUUCUCUUCCGCUCCUUCGCCUCCCUCCGCUCCUGGCGGCGCCGCUGCGCCGAGGGGUGGUAUGGCAAUCGGCGUGCCCGCGCACCACCAGAGCCCCUCUCCUCCGUUUUCAUCGUCCUUCGGUCAGCACUUUGGUGGGCUGGGCCGAACUGGAGUCAGUGUGGCUGAACCUACCUCCAAUUCAAGCACCUCUCAAGUGAGAACGCCCGUGCAAGGAAUGGGGAUGUUAGGGCCUCAAAUGAGGCCUAGUGGAAUCGCUGCUCAUCAACAGAGGCCCGUGCAAUCGUCUCUUAGACCUCCUUCCUCUGCCCCGAAUACUCAACCUGGGGGUUCACAAAGCUUCCAAGGUCAUGGAAUUAUGAGACCUUCAUCUGUGGCAUCACCGGCUACUCCAUCUCAAGGUGCUUCACAAAGUGUACAGUCACUCAAUCAGCCAUGGUUGUCAUCUGGGCCACUAGGGAAGCCUCCUUUGCCAUCCACUGCUUAUAGGCAGCAAUUGAACCCAUCAUCAAUGCAGCAGAGGUCACAUAUUCCUCCACAGCAGCAAUCCACACCUACAUCUUCACAGCAGCAACAACAACAACAACAACCACCUUUGUCUAAUCAAUCACAAGAGCAUUUUGGGCAACAGGUUCAGCCAUCCAGGGCUUCUCAUCACGUACCUCACCAGCAACAGGUUACAAGACUACAGGGGCCAGGAAAUCAGAAACCUUCAUCUCUUGUGGUGGCGCAAACCAGUGUAGUUCAGCCAGUGAGUCAAAGUAGACUGACAAAUGCAGAUACCGAGGAACCCUGUAAUAGUAUUCUCAGCAAAAGAAGUAUCCAUGAGCUGGUCAAUCAGGUGGAUCCAUUGGAGAAGUUGGAUCAUGAAGUUGCAGAUAUUCUUGUGGAUAUCGCAGAAAAUUUUCUAGAGUCUAUAAUCAGGUCUGGUUGUUCAUUGGCCAAGCAUAGGAAAUCAACAACUUUGGAGGCGAAGGACAUACUUCUCCAUCUUGAGAAAAAUUGGAACAUGACACUUCCUGGAUUUGGCGGUGAUGAGAUUAAAAGCUACAGAAAACAGAUUACAAGUGAUAUUCACAAGGAGCGUCUAUCAGCUAUAAAGAAAUCAGUGGCAGCAACUGAGGCGGCACAUGCUAAGGGCGCUGGCCAGGCUUCUGGUAGUGCAAAGGGUAAUCAGGCAAAGACACCUAUGAAUAUCAUUGGCUCCCCAAACCUAAAAAGUUCAUAGGAUGCCCGCAUUGUUUAUGCUUUACACAGUAAUGGAGGAAGCACUUUGGUGAAGGAAGAUCAGGGUUCUUUUCAGGCUCUUCCUGAGCUUUCCAUGUGCACCUAGCUUAACCUGAGCAAUGCAGAAUAGCAGAUAAAGGGAGUCAAGAUUCAUAUAAAUCAUCUUACAUCUGAAGCUCGAAUCAUUGCAGAAUACCAGAUAAAGGGAGCAGAAUUGGCUUCAGCGACUACAAUUCUUUUGUACUGAUAACAGUAAGAAAGCCAUUGGUUGGGUCCGCUGGAAUGUUUUUUUUUUUAUUCCGAUGAA